AAUAUACAUAUCCUAACUAACCCCAGCGUCAAUCUGCCGCGUCACCUUCGUCUUCUUUAUCGCAACCCCCCUCUUCUUACUACAUCAGCUCGCCCCUCCGAUACUCGUCUUCGAGUUGUGCGACGACGUGUGUUCCGACGAGACACAUCGCUGCGACACUCCCAGCCGAAAGCGCCUGCCCCCCUUAUCUCUUCGUACGAGUCGAUGCGAUCUCGCGAGUAGAAACCUCCGUGGAAUAAUGGCCUAGCACCGCCCCCCUUCUAUCCCAAGAUAUCGUGGUCGUCUCCCUUCGAUCUAGGUCUCGCCAGCUCUCUCUCCCUCUCUUUCGUGGCUGGCCGCUUCGACUUCUCUGUCAUGUCUUCGCCCGAGCCGUCUGGUGUGGACGUCGAGCCCGCUGCUACGUCUGCCGACGAGCACACGCUCUCGGCUUUUGAGCGGCUCCCGAACGAGAUCAUCCUGCAAAUACUGCAAUUGGUCGACCCUAACUCCUUCGCGUCCCUCGUCCUAUUAAAUACGAAAUGGAGACGCAUCUCCCAGCAGGCCGAUCUCUACGCGUACCACCUCUCGCGAUGCGAUUCUUACGCUGCCAGCCAUAGCGCUGCGCCCGGCGCGACUGUCGCCGAGGACGACCUGCCUAGGUUACGGCGUCUGUUCGCCUGCGAGGUGAAGCGGAAUCUCUUCGACGCCUACCUGCGCCCGAAAACCACGACGAUCAAGCUUAUCUCGAAUUGCAUCGGUUCCUCCUCAGCUCCCGGUGGCGAGGGAUUGCAGUUCAGCCCCUCCCCGAAGGGCCAUCACCUCCUGGCCUAUAAUUCUUCGCGAAUAGUCGUCCUCGAUGCUCGCGAACCUACGUUGGCCGUCAAGCGAGAGUUUAAGAUCCUGCGCCGUCCCGCAUCUGCUUGCAUCUUGGACGACGGUAGUCUUCUUGCCGUCCUGUCUACUGACAUGCAGGUCGACUUAUACGACUUGACUGCGGUCCCGCCUCGCCGGACACGGUCUCUCAUUCUCGACCACGCUCCCCGCGCGAUCGCGCUGUCGCCAUGUGGUAGUGUUCUAGCCGCCGCAUACGAAGGCGGUAUCGAGGUGUCAUCGGUGGGUCCCGGCGCCCUCCCCACCGAUCGAAGGGCAGUCAAAUGUGACGGUGUCGACUCUCUCGCCUUCUCGUUCGACGGGACGCAGUUGCUGGGGACGACGACUACGUCCCACAUACCCAACACUGUAAUUUUGACCGCUCCAUACUACGACCCCGGCAACCAGAUGUCCGAAGAGAGCAACAUCAGUGCUUUAUGGACUACUUCCAUCCUCUUCCCGAACACGAGCCGCGAUUGUAGCCAUGCUGUCCUGCUGCAGGAGUCGAGUUCCAUGGAGGCAACCUGGACCUUCACGUAUGAUAGAAGCUUCGAGACCUUCCGCGCCGUGCGGAUUGAUGAUCUCCGAAACGGAACUACUUAUUUUACGGGACCCGUUCCUACCGAAUCAUCGCCUGUGCCUUUGUUGCCUUGUACCAUCCCGGCCGCUAGCUACCAAGGGGACCUCGUCUCGGCCGGAUUCGAAGGGAAGGAUAUCUGGGUGUACGGUAUACCCGAAGAUCUGGAGGCUGUUCCAGAGGGCAAUCACGCGACGCCCGAUCCGAAUGUUACGUCCGCGCUGAGCCGUAGGAACAGCGGAAUCUCAGCGCGCUCCCCCCAUCGAGCAGCGGAAGCGAAAAGCGGCCGAGUUCCCCAAUGGCAAAUCCUGUGCGACAAGUUCCGCAAUACGUUUGUAAGCGGACGCAAGGUUGGCGAAUUAACUGGCGUGAGCAUGGUAAAAUGGGUUUCCGGGUUCGGCGAGACACCGCUGGAGCAACGCCUGAUUGUUGCCGCACGCGGUAUCAUGCCGGGUAGGCUUGUAACCGAGGAGGAAGGUAUCGACUUCGUGGACGGGGGAAGAAUUGCGAUUCUCGAUUUCGAUUAUGGUCCCGUGAAUGGCGACGAGACUGAGAUCGUCAUUGAGAUCGGCACAAAGGAACCCGAGGUGCUCGAGGAAGAACAUCGCGAUAUCGACACGGAGGUCGCCAUCGUCAGACGAAGAACAGUGGCGCAGCGGAGAGGGAACCGCAGUAGUGUAAUCUCUGUCGCGACAACUACGGCUCGUCAAGUGGAUGCCCUACUGCGGCCUUCAACUUCUCGCGACGGCGACCUGGAAGACCCUUUAGUGCCGCGACCUAUGAUGACGGCGCGCACUGGUUCUCACGUCGCGAACCCCGAGGAUCCGGGAGAUGUCUCUCUAGAGGAGGCUCAAGAGGCUCUCGAUGCUCCGUAUGCUCACGCCAACCCGCGGUCUGGUACAACGUUACGUCGUGCCGCCACAGCUGCUGCCGUAAAUCGCCGGCGCAACCCGCAACCGGCCGUGGCUGGCCCAGUCGAGUACAGACGUGCCGAUGGGAGAGCAGAGCAUCCGCACGAGAGCGAUGCCGAUAACUGGGUGCCUCCCCCCCCACCUUAUGCUAAGGAUGAUCCCGGCGAUCUGCCCGCCUUCUUGCGCCAUUCUGUAAUUCCCGGUAUCGGGCUUGCGUCAAGUAGUAAUUACGCUAUCCCUCCGGUCCCUCCUCUUCCACGCAUUCCGCCAGUCCCGCCGAUCCCACCACUGCCGCUACUUCCGCGAGCAAUGCCACCGACAUCAAGGUCCGGCCGUCCAGAGUUAUCUCGGCUCCACACACCUACACCAGAAAGGACAUCGCGUAUGACCUGGAUCCCCCGUACUCCGCAGCCACGUCUUGCAAGCGAGGGUACGAGUCGUAAUAGGCCUGUCUCACUCGCAGCAAGGCAGGUACGCAGGCCUUUGUCGACGCCGUAUUUCACUCAAGAGGACCUGCCACAGGACGAGGAGGAGGACCUUUACGAUGUGUCUCCAGUCGAGUCGCCUUCACGAGCUCCGAGCCCAGACGCUUCCGAUAGUCAGACAGUACAGGAAAUCACGCCAGAAAGACGAAGUCUACACCAACCAUCCUAUAGGACACAGUCGCCAGCCCUCGAGAAUACACCGGCCUCUUCUAGAUCACAUCAUACUACCGGCAACUCUCGCCCGACCUCAGCUAACUCACGCGCUUCUGAUCCUAGCACGCCAUCGCCCUCGAGAAGUGUUCCGAAAGAGGGCAACAGGCGAGCCGAUCCUACCUCAGUCUCGCAUAAACUUCCAAACGCCCGGACUUGGCCAAGGAUUCAGCCGCCAUCUGGCCAGGCCUCGUCAGCCUCGCUUAGUGGUUACCCUCAUUCCGCGCCAGCGACGGGACAAAAAAACGAGGAUAUCAUAGCAGCAGCUUUGCCUCCAGUACCAAGCCUGGAACAUACAGCAGGUCUACACAGCAGAAAGGAUAGUUAUGGCGUGCCCCGUCCCGCGUCAAGCAACUUCCACUACCCCCGCAUACACGUGGGUAGCCGUGCGGCUCAAACCCCAGAGCCUCAGCGAUAUGGCGGGGUUCCUCAGGGACAAACUCCGGCGCCGGCCCCCUCAGAGCCGCUUAUCAUUAGCACGCCGAAGGGUGUUACAGGCGGGUUUGACAUUCGCGACGACUCAAACACGUGUGAAUCCCCCCCGGAGACGGUGCUGCACGCGCCGAUUCCUCGCCACCCUCGACCGGCGUCUGGAGCUCACUUGCGACCUACCGUCGAACGGCUCGAAGCCGUCUCCAGAGCUUCCAACGGGGAGCCACAGAACAACGACGAUGGCAAUAGCAACUCGCGGCCCACGUCCCAGCUCAACUCGACGUCCUUACGACAUCACACUAGUCUCAACCGCCGGCAGAGCCGCGCCCGCAGGGGUGCUCUGAAGAACAUACGGGACGCCAAGCUCCGCGGGUGGACGGGGCGCAGGAAGGACAAAAACAAGGAGGCCGACGGCGGAUGGACGGACGUAACGUGGGCUUCUAUGUCGUCGGCUCCCAAGGGCCAGACCAAGGAGAAGAAGUGCAUCGUGAUGUAGCGCGUACGAAAAAGGAAGCAUGCUAUGGAGCCCUGACCAUUUUUAUUUUUAGAUCUGUCUCUCGGGGGGAACAUAAGCUUAAACGGGGGUUGGAUCUGUUUUUUUUUCUUUUCUCUCUGUGCGUCUUCAACAGCUCGUGGUUUUGGAUAACCGGAUCACGGAGGAAAAGGAAGGGCUGGAACGGCGGAAGGUAAUGCGCGCGCGCGUUCCCGCGAGGCUAGAUGAUCUC
Messenger RNA from Durotheca rogersii, 4189 nucleotides. RefSeq lists its product as uncharacterized. Gene Ontology annotation, molecular function: protein binding. The transcript has 2 exons. NCBI's taxonomy places the organism in Eukaryota, Fungi, Ascomycota, Sordariomycetes, Xylariales, Xylariaceae. Bases 355 to 3960 code for a protein of 1201 amino acids. The record is from RefSeq and is a predicted model, not a curated record.